Molecule: messenger RNA, 516 nt
Organism: Knipowitschia caucasica
Lineage: Eukaryota; Metazoa; Chordata; Actinopteri; Gobiiformes; Gobiidae
Source: the annotation of a GenBank genome assembly
AUGGCGGCCUCCUGGUCCUUCGCCUUCAGGCUCUCCGCCGUCAGGCUGUGUCCACGGUUUGCGCUGAGAUUUUCCUCGCGAACAGACCGUCUAUUCUCGGCUGCAGCUGCGGAACAAACUCGUCCAAAGAUCUUAGAAUCUACCGAAGAAUACAAGUUUGUGGAGAGACUCAUUCCCCCCUCACAGGUGCCAGCCCCCCCUCCGUACUCUGGGCCCUCUCCCAGCGGCUGGCAGCCUCCCUCUGCCACCCCUCCGGACCUGCCCUACUCCAUCCGCCGCUCUCGCAUGCACAACAUCCCAGUGUACUCAGACAUAACCCACGGCAACCGGCACAUGACACUGAUCCGCAAAGUGCAUGGUGACAUCUGGGCACUGGAGCGGGACGUCCGGGCCUUUCUCCAACAGGCCACUGGCAAAGAGUUUCCCACACAGGUCAAUGAAGUCACCAUGACCAUAAAGAUCAAAGGGCAGUUCCAGCAGGAGGUCAAGGAGUGGCUGCAGAGGAAAGGGUUCUAA